Zalophus californianus (California sea lion) is the source of this 672-nucleotide messenger RNA. RefSeq names its product cytochrome c oxidase subunit 7C, mitochondrial-like. The transcript has a single exon. Gene Ontology annotation, biological process: mitochondrial electron transport, cytochrome c to oxygen. The record is from RefSeq and is a predicted model, not a curated record. Bases 338 to 514 code for a protein of 58 amino acids. NCBI's taxonomy places the organism in Eukaryota, Metazoa, Chordata, Mammalia, Carnivora, Otariidae.
ACUGGAGCGUGGGGUGGCUCUUGAGAAAAGAAAAGCAGUGGCCUGGCUCUGAAGGGCCUUAGGGGUCAAGCCAGGGCAUUUAGCUUUUAUCCUGAAAACAGUGGGGAUUUAACAGAGGUUUGAUUUGCUGUGGCCCUUAGGAAGAUAACUCUGGAAGCUGUGGAGGAUGGUCUGACGUGGCCCUGAGGAAAGAAAGGCACCACAUAGCUGAAAUGGCCAAAGGAAGCCUCACUGAUACACCAGGGAACAAGGGUGGGAAAAAAGGAGGAUUCGGUGUGGUGCCACCCUUUCUUCCGUCUUGGGUCUCUGCACCUUUCCCAGAACUUCCAAGAGCGCUAUGUUGGGACAGAGCAUCUGGAGGUUCACAACCUCUGUGGUCUGUAGAAGCCACUAUGAGGAGGGCCUAGGGAAGAAUUGGCCAUUUUUAGUGGAAAACAAGUGGCAGUUACUAAUUAUGAUGACUCUGUACUUUGGAUCUGGAUUUGCUUCACCUUAUUUUGUAGUAAGACACUAACUGCUUAAGAAAUAAGGGUGUUUUAAUUAAUCCAUUAAACAGAUGUGAAAAAGAUCAUUUUAAGAGGUGCAAUCUCUUUGAAAAAUGGAUCAAACUCUUGAAUUCAACAUACUCAAUAUGUUUGUAAAUAAACUUAUGCCAUGAAUCCUUAAAAAAAU